Messenger RNA from Zeugodacus cucurbitae (melon fly), 2344 nucleotides. RefSeq names its product transcription factor IIIB 90 kDa subunit (gene Brf). The record is from RefSeq and is a predicted model, not a curated record. The transcript has 7 exons. Gene Ontology annotation, biological process: transcription preinitiation complex assembly; transcription by RNA polymerase III; DNA-templated transcription initiation. The coding region runs from base 331 to 2280 and encodes 649 amino acids. NCBI's taxonomy places the organism in Eukaryota, Metazoa, Arthropoda, Insecta, Diptera, Tephritidae. Gene Ontology annotation, cellular component: transcription preinitiation complex; nucleus; transcription factor TFIIIB complex. Gene Ontology annotation, molecular function: RNA polymerase III type 3 promoter sequence-specific DNA binding; TBP-class protein binding; RNA polymerase III general transcription initiation factor activity.
CCACAAUGUUUUGACAAAUUUCAAGCCUUCACUUCAUUGAAGAGUCGAAUGUGUAAAAUUGUGUUAAAGUGCAUAUGAAAUGCAUAUUUUAAAUAAAAAUAUAAACAAACGUUAACUUAAAUGGAAAGUUAAACGAAAUGAAGUUUCAAAUAAAGUGCUAGACAACAAAUUACACUAGUGAAACAGGCAUAGACAGCCAACACCAGCUGCUUGGUGCAGCAAACAGAGUUUUAAUUUGUUAAUUAUAAAAAGUUAAAGCAUAAAUAAUCUUGUGCCACAAAUAUUCCACCUCUUAACAAAUAACGGAACGUAUACGCCACAAACAAUAAAAUGUCGUCGGGUUUGAAGUGUCGCAAUUGUGGUUCCACCGAUAUAGAGGAAGACAAUGCACGUGGCGAUGCCGUCUGUACCAAUUGCGGUUCGGUGUUGGAAGAUUCCUUGAUUGUGUCCGAAAUACAAUUCGAAGAAAUUGGCCAUGGUGCGGCGGCUAUUGGUCAAUUCGUGUCCGCUGAAUCAAAUGGUGGUGCAACCAAUUAUGGUUAUGGAAAAUUUCAAGUCGGCUCCGGCACGGAAUCACGCGAAGUUACUAUUAAAAAAGCUAAAAAGGAAAUUACACAUUUGUGUCAGCAACUGCAAUUGACACAGCAUUAUAUUGAUACGGCAUUGAAUUUCUUUAAGAUGGCAUUGGCACGCCACUUGACGCGUGGCCGCAAGAGUACGCACAUUUAUGCCGCUUGUGUGUACAUCACUUGCCGCACAGAGGGCACAUCGCAUUUGCUGAUCGACAUCAGUGAUGUGCAACAAAUUUGCUCUUACGAAUUGGGUCGUACUUACCUGAAACUAUCAAAUGCCUUAUGCAUCAACAUUCCAUCUGUCGAUCCCUGCUUGUAUAUCAUGCGUUUCGCCAAUAAAUUGCAAUUCGGCGCCAAAACCCACGAGGUAUCCAUGACAGCGCUACGCAUUGUCCAACGCAUGAAGAAGGAUUCAUUGCACUCGGGUCGCCGACCGACCGGUUUAUGUGGUGCAGCUCUGCUGAUUGCCGCACGCAUGCAUGAGUUCAGCCGCACGAUCCUCGAUAUUGUGGGCAUUGUGAAAAUACACGAGUCCACAGUGCGCAAACGUUUAAUUGAAUUCGCAGACACACCCUCGAGCGCACUCACCUUGGACGAGUUCAUGUCUGUCGAUCUGGAAGCGGAACAAGAUCCGCCCGCUUUUAAGGCGGCACGGAAAAAAGAUCGCGAUCGUAUCAAAGAUAUUGGCGAGCAUGAGCUAUCCAAAUUGCAAAAGGAAAUCGACAUACAUCUCGAAAAGGAUCUGAAACGCAUACAAAAGAACACAAUCAAACGUUUGACUGGUGGAAUUGGCGAUAUAGGCACCGACACCAAUUUUGAAGAUGUAGAAUCGGCAAAUUUCAUUGAAGAAUCCAAUAUGGAGGCCAUUAAAGAAUGUCUUGCCGACACACCCGAUGUUAUGGUGCCACAGAAAACAGAGAAAAUCGUUUUAAGCGGUCUGAAACCGGACAUCGAAUCUAUGUGUCGGCCAGCACCGAGUGAACUGUUGGAAGUGGAGAAGGCUAAAGAGAAUGAUAUCAAGGAGGAUUUAGAUCUGGAAGGUCUAGACGAUGAGGAAAUUAACAAUUACAUACUCACUCAUGAAGAGGCGGAAUACAAAAACAACAUGUGGAAUGCAUUAAACGCCGAGUAUUUGAAGGAAAUGCGCGAAAAGGAAGAGCGUCUAGCCAAGGAACGUGAAGAGGGUAAGCCGGAGAAGAAAAAGCGACGGCCACGUCGUAAAGCAAUCGGUCCCUCAACCAGCGCUGGUGAGGCUAUUGAGAAAAUGCUGCAAGAAAAGAAGAUCUCAAGCAAAAUCAAUUAUGAUAUUUUGCGUACGCUGACGGAAGGUAGCGUCGCUGGUGUCAGCAGUGUGACAGCCACUGAUGUCACGGCAGCUGAGGUUUUAGAUGUGAAAGAUGUGCCAAUAAUUGAAACGGGUCCAAUCAAGAUGAAGAAUAGUCGCGCCAAACCGGCAUACACAAUUGGUGGACCGGCAGCCAAAGUGCCUAAAUUGGAAGUGGGCUUGCCCGUGGCAGAGGCGACACCCACGAAACAGGAGCCGGUGGUUGUCGAGAAUGAUGACUUGGAUGAAUUUGUCGACGAUGCAGAUGCAGACGCCGAUGCCGAGGUGGAGCCCGAACCGGAACGUGAAUACUCUUCUUUGAAGGAUAUGCUGAACGAUGGUGAAGAGGACGAUUACUAUGGCUAUGAUGAGGAUAACUAUUGACUGCCAUUUGCAUGUAUUUUCUUACUACUACAAGGCUAUGGAGUUAUAUUAUUACACAAAAGAA